AUGUCGCUGCGACAACCAGCGACAGGAAACCGGCCACCGGCUGCCCAAAUCGCUGCCAUCCGACUGCUAGCUGACUCUCUCUACGAAGCGACAUGCGGCUCUUUGGCGCUAACGAACCAGGCCCGAAACGAGCUUGGGCUGCUUCUAACUGUCCUGGGAGCAACUGAAACACACGCUUUCUCACUAGGUGCAGAUUUGACCCAUCUGCCAGUCCUCAGGAAAAGAUUACAUGGUUGCCACGAUGUCCUGUCGGACUUGCAGAAGCUACACCUGCACCCAGAUGCAUUGGGAGCUCAGAGCCAGAUCAGCGAUAUCCGGGCGCGAUUAUCUUCUGCGGUCUUUGGUCUUAGUGAGCUCAAUACAAACAUGAUGAUAUCAUCUCAGAAACACAUCAACAAUGCGGUGAAUAGCAUUGCCGAUGAUGCUCGCAUAGGUGUGCUUGAGCCAUCGGUUGUGUCCGAUGCUUUAAGGAGAGAUUCACAAGUCGAGGCGGAUGAAGCGUGGCUAAAACUGCAGGACAGAUUGGCCGAGGCUGGCAUCUCUUCUGAACUGGCAGAUCAGAACCGAGACUCAAUCAUUUUGAACCUCCGAGGGGUAGUUGAGAAAGAUGAACUACUACGUACUACCGAGAAGGCUGCCUCGCUACAUAAGACUCCCGAGAAUACAGAGCCAGCAGCUAAAUCCAAGCAAUCUUCGAGCCUAAAUGACCUGGACGAUGAUGAUCUGCUGGCUGAUGAACCAGAUGGGCUUCCAUUUCUGCCUCUACCCCCAAUUGGAUUCUCAUAUUCAGCCUCAUAUUCAAAUCAAACAAGGUCAUCCUUCAUAAGAGAUCAACCUUUGGCAAUCGAAGAAUUUCCAAUACCAGUCGCAAUGGAAAACGAUCCAGUCGAUACCGCCAAGUGCCUACAGAAAGAAUGCCUACCAGUGGAAAACUUCCCCAUCCCAGUUACGAAGGAAAUUCUCCUAUCAGACCGAAACACACCAGACAACAACCUACCCAUACCCGUGAUAGUAACGAGCACGAAACCCAAGAACGACCUAGAUCCCACAGUCCUCAAAGUUGCACUCCGAACCAAAAAGACCAACCGCCUCAGUCGACUCCGCUGGCAAAUGACCAGUUCCAAAGAAACAUUCAUCAACCACAUCAAACAAGGCCAGAAUGAAAAUGUCCAGCAUCUCCUCUCCAAAGGCGCAGACGUCAACGUUCAAAACGAACUCGGCCAAACAGCUCUUAUGGUCGCCGCCUCGUUCGGCCAUGAGCACAUCACCCGCACCCUACUGGAAUACGGCGCAGAAAUUCAUGCCUGUUGUCAAGCAGGACAGACAGCGCUAAACGUUGCCGCGAUACGAGGGUACGAGCGUGUUGUGCGCAUGCUUGUGGCCUCGGGCGCGAGAGUCGAUGAAGGCAAAGAUAUCGGCAAACUUGCACUUGCACAGGCAGCCGCGUACGGCCAAGAUCGGAUCGUGCAGUUCAUACUUGAUUCUGGGGCGGAUGUGGAUGCUUUUGGGGGGAACGACGAGACGGCGCUGGGGCUUGCUGCUGUUAAUGGUAAUAUGAAGGUUGCGAGGAUGUUGCUUGAUCAUGGAGCGAGGGUUAAUCAUCAGCGGUCGCAUUGGCAGUUGCCGUUGUUUAAGGCUGUGAAGGCGAACUGUGUGGAGAUGGUGAGGCUGCUGGUGCAGCGUGGGGCGGAUCCGACGUUGAAGAAGGGGAAGUUUGAUACUUCGCUGGACUAUGCUAGGAAGACGCAGAGGACGGAGAUAUUGAGGGUUUUUGCCGAUUAUGGGUUUCGGCCAGUUAGCACUGCUCCGUAUCAGUAUUUCUGA
Penicillium brevicompactum is the source of this 1824-nucleotide messenger RNA. Its product is annotated as ankyrin repeat domain-containing protein. Bases 1 to 1824 code for a protein of 607 amino acids. Gene Ontology annotation, biological process: regulation of apoptotic process. The record is from RefSeq and is a predicted model, not a curated record. The transcript is spliced from 2 exons. Lineage: Eukaryota; Fungi; Ascomycota; Eurotiomycetes; Eurotiales; Aspergillaceae. Gene Ontology annotation, cellular component: nucleus. Gene Ontology annotation, molecular function: protein binding.